AUCAGCUCAGACCUCGUCCCGAUUACUUUGGGGUUUGCUUCGAUUUCCUUGAUCAUACCCGACCCGAACCCCAAUUUUCUGGAUCAGAUAACACAAGUUACAGGAAUCUGAUAUGAAAUGGGGGAAAUUCCAUAAAUUCAUCUUCUCACCAAACAGCUUGUUACGUGUUGUCUGAGCACAUUUUUAUCCGUUAGCAGAUCUUUUGUGUCACUUGCAUCUUUUAUCUGUUAGCAAAGUUUCAUGUCUGAAUUCGAUCUCCAGACUCCAGCUGCUUUUGACCCUUUUGCUGAGGCCAAUGCUGAUAACUCGGGUGCUGGGUCAAAGGAUUAUGUGCAUAUCCGUAUCCAACAACGUAAUGGUAGGAAAAGCCUGACUACUGUGCAAGGGUUGAACAAAGAGUUCAGUUACAAUAAAAUCCUGAAGGACCUCAAGAAAGAGUUUUGCUGCAAUGGUACUGUUGUCCAAGACCCAGAACUAGGCCAGGUCAUUCAACUCCAAGGGGAUCAGCGUAAGAAUGUUUCAAGUUUCCUUGUUCAGGCUGGGAUCGUAAAGAAGGAACACAUAAAGAUUCAUGGUUUUUAACUGCCAACAGCAAGUGAGACAGUGUGCAUUCAUCGGGUGUCAGUGCCAGCGUAUAGUAGUAUCUGAUAUGCUAUUGUAAACUUUGAAAAAUUUUAUGGUGUGGUUAGAUAUGUAUGCAGUGUGUGCUGUUGUGAUGGGAUGCUUCUUAUUUCCGAGGUUUAUGCUAAAUAAUUGUGACUUGUGCCUGGCAAACAUCAUUCAGUCUUGUCUUGUCUUGUCUUGGUU
This is a messenger RNA of Coffea arabica (coffee), 807 nucleotides long. NCBI's taxonomy places the organism in Eukaryota, Viridiplantae, Streptophyta, Magnoliopsida, Gentianales, Rubiaceae. The record is from RefSeq and is a predicted model, not a curated record.